AGAAGCUGGGCAGCCUCUGCCGGGUUCCGGGAAAAGGAGCUCCUGCUGCCACUGCUCUUCCGGAGCCUGCAGCAUGGGGCCCCUGCCGCGCACCGUGGAGCUCUUCUAUGACGUGCUGUCCCCCUACUCCUGGCUGGGCUUCGAGAUCCUGUGCCGGUAUCAGAAUAUCUGGAACAUCAACCUGCAGUUGCGGCCCAGCCUCAUAACAGGGAUCAUGAAAGACAGUGGAAACAAGCCUCCAGGUCUGCUUCCCCGCAAAGGACUAUACAUGGCAAAUGACUUAAAGCUCCUGAGACACCAUCUCCAGAUUCCCAUCCACUUCCCCAAGGAUUUCUUGUCUGUGAUGCUUGAAAAAGGAAGUUUGUCUGCCAUGCGUUUCCUCACCGCCGUGAACUUGGAGCAUCCAGAGAUGCUGGAGAAAGCGUCCCGGGAGCUGUGGAUGCGCGUCUGGUCAAGGGUGAGUGUGGGGCUCUGGGAAUCCUCUGGGAGGACCUUGGAUGACUUUCUGACCUUCCCCAGGCACGUUUUCAGGGUCAUGAUCCUGCCCCCGCCCGGGGGAUCUACUGUCCUCCCAGUCACACCCCUCUCCCCGCACCGCCUUCCUGCUGUCUUCUCUUCUUCCCAGAAUGAAGACAUCACCGAGCCGCAGAGCAUCCUGGCGGCUGCAGAGAAGGCUGGUAUGUCUGCAGAACAAGCCCAGGGACUUCUGGAAAAGAUCGCAACGCCAAAGGUGAAGAACCAGCUCAAGGAGACCACUGAGGCAGCCUGCAGAUACGGAGCCUUUGGGCUGCCCAUCACCGUGGCCCAUGUGGAUGGCCAAACCCACAUGUUAUUUGGCUCUGACCGGAUGGAGCUGCUGGCGCACCUGCUGGGAGAGAAGUGGAUGGGCCCUAUACCUCCAGCCGUGAAUGCCAGACUUUAAGAUUGCCCGGAGGAAGCAAACUCUUCGUAUAAAAAAAGCAGGCCAUCUGCUUAACCCUUGGCUCCACCAUAAGGCACUGGGACUCGGAUUUCUCUAUCUGAUAGAGGUAUUUUCUGUGGCCCUGGGAGCUGUCUGUCUUUCCCCUACCCCCAAGGAUGCCAGGAAGACGUCCACCAUUAGCCAUGUGGCAACCUUUACUUCUAUGCCUCACAAGUGCCUUUCAGAGAGCCCCAAUUCUGCUUUCCCACAAAAUAAACCUAAUGCCAUCAGGCAAAACA
Homo sapiens (human) is the source of this 1200-nucleotide messenger RNA. RefSeq names its product glutathione S-transferase kappa 1 (gene GSTK1). Gene Ontology annotation, biological process: cellular oxidant detoxification; glutathione metabolic process; response to manganese ion. The transcript has 7 exons. The record is from RefSeq and is marked reviewed. NCBI's taxonomy places the organism in Eukaryota, Metazoa, Chordata, Mammalia, Primates, Hominidae. Gene Ontology annotation, cellular component: cytoplasm; peroxisome; mitochondrion. Gene Ontology annotation, molecular function: glutathione peroxidase activity; oxidoreductase activity; glutathione transferase activity. Bases 74 to 922 code for a protein of 282 amino acids.